UCCUCCGUGGACACGCAGAGGCUCCUCUCCGCUCUCCAUCAUCAUCAUCAUCUGCAGAAGAAUGCGAGCGGGGAGCGGUAACACAAUGUCAACUCGGGCCGCGCUCCCUCGCCCGCAGACAUGAGCGGGGUCCCGUCUGCCUCUUCCAGCCGCAACAAGUCGCCCUCGCCAUGCGGAUCCACUGCAAAGUAGUUGUGAUCGCCGUGUGUUUCGGAGUUUUCCUACUUUUGUACUUUUUGGGAGGCAACGCCGCGGACGAUCCGCUGCGGAAAGAAGUUGCCCGGGAGGAGGAGGGGGAAGAGGCGGCUGCGGCGGAGGAGGACGGGGUCUCUUCCCGGUCGCCGCCGGAGCCCGGGCGCGAUGUUGCGGCGAAGUUUAAGAAGAAGAAACGGCCCGCCGGAGGAUACGGCGCGCGUGCGAAGGAACCUCCCGGGGGACGAAAAGAGGGCAGGGCGAUCAACACGGGGGCCGGCGUGAAUGUGAAUGUGAACGCCAAGAGUAAACGGCGGAAUAACGCGGCCCGACCUGUGACCAAGCGCAAGCGGGUGGAGGAGGUCAUGCACCUGGCCGUGGUGGCCUGUGGGAAUCGUCUGGAUGAGACCCUCGCCAUGGUCAAAUCGGCCCUCUUGUUCAGCCUCAAGAGGAUCACGUUUCACAUUUUUGCAGAGGACACGUUGGCCCCGCAGUUCGAAGAGAGGCUGAAACGGUGGCCCCGCUCCAUCUCCACCAAGUUCCAGCACCGGAUCUACCCCAUCACCUUCUCUGUGGGGAACGCCGACGAGUGGAAGAAGCUCUUCAAGCCCUGUGCUGCACAGAGACUCUUCCUCCCCGUCAUCCUGAAGGACGUGGACUCGCUACUCUACGUGGACACUGACGUGCUGUUCCUGCGACCCAUGGACGACAUCUGGGACCUCCUGAAGUCCUUCAACGCCACCCAGCUGGCCGCGAUGGCCCCGGAGCACGAGGUCCCAAAGAUUGGUUGGUACAGCCGCUUUGCGCGCCACCCUUUCUACGGAGUCACGGGGGUCAACUCCGGCGUAAUGCUGAUGAACCUCACAAGGAUCCGCAGCACGAUGUUCAAAAACAGCAUGAUCCCCAGUGGCCUCUCAUGGGAGGAUAUUCUACAUCCACUCUACCAGAAGUACAAGAACCACAUCACCUGGGGAGACCAGGACCUCCUCAACAUUAUCUUCCACUACAACCCAGAGUGUCUCUUCAUAUUUCCGUGCCAGUGGAACUACAGGCCAGAUCACUGUAUGUACGGGAGUAACUGUAAAGGGGCGGAAGAGGAGGGCGUGUCCAUCCUCCACGGCAACCGUGGAGUGUAUCACGACGACAAGCAGCCGGCGUUCAAAGUGGUCUACGACGCAAUACGGGAAUAUCCCUUCGAGGACAACAUGUUCCAGUCGCUGUUCUACCCCAUCCAGACCAAGUUCCUGGACACGGUCAACACCCUGUGCGGUCGGAUUCCCCAGGUCUUCCUCAAGCAGAUCGAGAAGACCAUGCGGAAGGUGUUCGAGGAGAAAGUGGUCCGACGCGUCAAGCCGCACAAAUAAGCUGAGAGACACGGACGUGGACUCUCUGUUUUUAAUCGGCCGGUCCUGGCCGUGGAUCGUGUGUCACGCCGCCGUCUCACCAGACCGAACUGUGGGUGCUCUGUGUGGGUGUUUGCUGUGUAUAUUCGACACAUGCCACGUCCUGGAUUUGGUCUUGUGAAACAUUGGUGUGGGGUAAUAAGCCAAUGUACACAGAGAAGCAUACAGUGCUGGUCAGUGAUGCCGUAGAAUAGGUGUUGCCUUAUUGCCGUCUCAAAAUGUUCAUGUCCCAGUUUUGAAAUGUAUGAGACUAUUGGAAGAAUGUUGUUAUUAUUAUUUUUUAUUAAGACAUCUCAAGUGUGGGCUAAAAGCUAAAAUAAUUAUUUACGUCCACCGAGGUUUACACAUUAAUAAAUCCCCCGCGCCUCUACAAUCAUGUGAACGUUUUACCGGCAAAUAACUUGAACCGCGAGCUCGGCGUGAGUUGCCAAAUGCCACCGUCAGUAUUCAACAUUACAGCACAAAACGAGGAAAAUGUGGAAUUUCAUGUUCAAGAGCCGAAUGUUAAAAUGCACUUUCAGAAUGACAUUGAGACUGGAACCAAAAGUGCGUGUGUGUGAGAGAGUGUGUGUGUGAGAGAGAGAGAUGUUUUUACCAGCAUUACUUUCAAUGUAGUGUAAUGAUCUAAAUGUGUCAUUUGACCCGGAAACUGGACUUGGCUGCGCAGCCACCACGUCUUUUCUAAAUAAAUCGAUGCAAUGUG
Molecule: messenger RNA, 2298 nt
Organism: Cyclopterus lumpus (lumpfish)
Lineage: Eukaryota; Metazoa; Chordata; Actinopteri; Perciformes; Cyclopteridae
Gene: gxylt2
Product: glucoside xylosyltransferase 2
Exons: 7
Coding region: 171-1556 (461 amino acids)
Biological process (GO): protein O-linked glycosylation via N-acetylgalactosamine
Molecular function (GO): UDP-xylosyltransferase activity
Source: RefSeq, a predicted model, not a curated record